Messenger RNA from Rhodofomes roseus, 1310 nucleotides. RefSeq lists its product as uncharacterized. Bases 305 to 1102 code for a protein of 265 amino acids. The transcript is spliced from 4 exons. Lineage: Eukaryota; Fungi; Basidiomycota; Agaricomycetes; Polyporales; Fomitopsidaceae. The record is from RefSeq and is a predicted model, not a curated record.
GGACCGGACAAACUCGAACCGUCGUGGCUCGCGUGCGUCACGUGGUCGCGUAACGCGUCUGUCACCCGCUGCUCCUGAGCAUGGGCGCCUACGCGCUCCCAGGCAGUGAUGGCCUCAUACUGAUGCGAUCCUCGUCGCUCUCUUGUCAUCCGACUGACGCCGUGUAGCUCGCUCGGCCACGGCGGGUGGUGUCUCGACACUCGAUAGCUGCCCGAAGAAUGUCUUGGCUGGAAUAGCCCGCUUCCCUGCAGACCGUGUGGUCUAUGCCGCGCACGGUGGGCCAGUCAGUUGUUCCCUUAUCGCGAUGAGCAUCACCUCCCCCAGGUGUCUGCAUCCCUUCUACAAGCUUCUACAUCUCCGACUGCUAACUUGCCUGGGCCCAUCAGUCAGCGCCUCGAGCCCUCGGGCUUAUAAACCGAGACAUGGAUGCACAGACCCUGGUCUCCCCAGAACAGAUCGCCCGCAUCUCCCCCUUGACACAGAAGAUAUGCCUAACAUUGUUGAACUGGUCAUCGUCGACCUCAAGGAGGGCGUCGGCAAGGAUGACCCCGUCUUCACGAAGCUGCGCGAGGGCGUGGCCAAAGGCGGGCUCAAGCGUCAGUCGUUCGGCUUCAGUGUCGAGCAUCCCCAGAGGCUCUACUGGACCUUCUACUUUGAGAAUGGUUUCGAGCCGAAGGACUUCAAGUGGCCCCAGGAGGAGUACGGUGACUACAUUGAACAGCUCAAGACGAUCGCCACCUCCGACUUCACGCGCUACUACUUCACCUUCCCGUCUUUCCCACAUGAGGUCACGGCCGCACCCAUCACCGAGACUGCACUCAUCACUCUCAAGGCUGAUGCCGAUGUAGCCGCGUUCAAGGCUAUCCAGGACGCCCUUGUGGGCAAGCUCAAGCAGGCGCCUGUAGUACAGGAGGCGGCGUACGCUAUCACUACGGAGGCCGGGGCGAACCCUAUCGUGCUGCUCUUUGUGGGCUGGCCUUCUGCCGAGGCGCAUCAGGAACUGGUCUCCCGCCCCGAGAGCAAGGAGGUCAUGGGAAAGUUGCACUCUUUCAUCGAGAAGGGAGAUGUCGCCCACAUUCCGUACACCAACAAGGAGUACUAGGGGAUUAAGUUGCCCGGACUUAAUGCUCAGCACAGGGUGGGGUAUACACCGCUCGAGGUGGGCAGGCCCUUAGCCUUCGCGGUACGAGAGACUGGGGAACAGGAUGCGAAGGGAUGCAUCAGCUGAAGUUUCAAAGUUGUAAUUCUACUAUGGACAUGUGGCAUAAUCCAUCACAUGGCAAAUGCGCGCGUCAUUGACCUCAAACCUA